Molecule: messenger RNA, 2816 nt
Organism: Acanthaster planci (crown-of-thorns starfish)
Lineage: Eukaryota; Metazoa; Echinodermata; Asteroidea; Valvatida; Acanthasteridae
Product: chromodomain Y-like protein 2
Cellular component (GO): nucleus
Molecular function (GO): transcription corepressor activity
Source: RefSeq, a predicted model, not a curated record
GCGCCGCGACAGCGCGCCAGUGCAGUGUUUGCGGUACGGUCGGUGCGGUGAUGCAUGCAUGACGGGUACAGUUUUCGAUAAUGGCGCACUCAAACGGUACUGAAGACUUUGAAGUAACAAAGAUUGUCAAGCAGAGGAGAAACAAAAAGGGUAAGCUGGAAUACCUUGUCCGAUGGAAGAACUAUGGCUGUGAGGACGACACGUGGGAGCCCGUGGAAAACCUGCGGAACUGUAUGGACCUCCUGGAUGCCUUCAGUGAGCGCAAUUUGAGAGAGAAGGGACCCUUCUGGAAAGGCUCCCCACCACACAAAAAGCCAAACUCGUCUAAGCAGAGGGACCCAAGCAGGGCCAAGAGGGAUUCCAAGAGUCACAUGACAUGCAUGAGGACUGAUUGGGAGGUCUGCCAAAACAGCAGAGCUCCAGCCAAGAGGAAGAACCCCUUUCAGGAUGCCUGCCAGGUGGUUCUCAAGAAGGAGAGAAUGUUCCCCAAUGGGGACCAGCAUUACACCUGCAACGGAGUAUCUGAUCCAUCCCCAUCCUCUGUGUCAUCCACUUCAGGAUCUUCUUCAACUGAUAUUAAGCUUUCCAGCCUGACUAAUAACAAACAUUUCCACAGGCCAAGGUCCAUGUCCUGCAUGGGCUAUGAAAACCCUGAGGCAUCUGUUGAUGAUAUCAAGGGCAGUGAAAGUGCCAAAAGACGUCGGGUGAACAGUCUUCUAGACAUUGGAAACAGUGAUCUUCUGAAUACAGGUAAAUCUUUGGACACGCCUACCACCACUCCGCCCAGCACUCCUACAAACAGCGAUGCCCAGCUGGCCCUCACCCCUCUGCUCACCCCAAUCGUCAAACUCCACGACCUGAAAGCGGGAGGUAGCUUCAAGCUGCCCUCUCCAAAGUCCCUCCUGUCCACCGAGAAGUUCAUCAGGGCCAGGCUAAGCCGCAAGGACCGAGAGGACAAGUAUGCUGAGAACUUUGCCCCACGGAGGUUUUCGCAGUCCAGCGUGAGCAGCGAAGAGGAAGAUGAGACCAAGAGGAGGUUCAGCACCAGGCAAUGCGACAACAUCUUCAAAUAUAAGGAGAUUGUCGUCAAGAAGCACCCAGGGUACACCCAAGUUUGGUUUUUCACAAAUUCUCCCGCAAGGAAUGCGCUCAAUGUCAAGGCCUUGCAGGAGCUUACAGAUGUCCUUGAGAAAUCAACCAAAGAUGAAACGAAAGCACUCUUGCUUACUGGAUCCGGGAAUAUAUUCUGCACUGGGCUGGACCUGGAAAAGUUACUAGUCACAGAACAAAGGAGGAGACAUGCCAAAAAGUUAGCUGAGGCAUUACGGGUGUUCAUCAAUGCACUGAUCAACUACCCCAAGGUCAUCGUGGCUGCUGUCAAUGGCAAGGCAGUGGGCCUUGGAGCUGCCAUCCUUCCCCUAUGUGAUAUUGUCUACAGCAGUGACAAGGCAGAGUUUCACCUCCCUUAUGCAGCCAUGGGCCAGCCUCCUGAGGGCUGCUCUUCCUUCACCUUCCCCAACGCCAUGGGUCUUCCAGUGGCAUGUGACCUCUUGUACAGCGGCCGCAGGAUGACUGCCCUGGAAGCUUGUGCGUCGGGUCUCGUCUCCCAGGUGCUUUGGCCAACCAGCUUCAUGAGUGAGGUCAUCCCCAGGGUCAAGGUCAUCGCGAACAGUUCAUGCAAGACCCGAGCAGGGACACCGCCAGGAUCUGGCAAGGACCCUGUCUCUUUGGUCAAUCGCUGGCCUGGCAAACCAGCCAAGACUCCUGAGGGGGUACCCCAAGUGGACAUCUUCCGGGCCCGCCUUACCAUCAUCGCACGGCACGCCUUCCAACCUCCAAUGGCCCAGAGGAACCCAUGUGGGGUUCCAGCCAGCACUCCCCUGGCGACUCCGAAGAACACCAGCCGGUCAUCAUCAGCCACGAAGACUACCUCUCCAGCAGUUUCUGCGCGUACGCCCAGGUAUCGAAGCCACUGGGUCGGGCUCCCCACAAAUGCCCGGACUCACCCUGCCUGGUGCACCACCGAGCCACGAUACCCCGCAGCCUGGCAAUUCUUGUCGAGCCCCAUGGAGCCUCUUGGGCUUUUACGCCGCCGGGGCUUCAAACCACUGAAGCCCAUUCAAGGCUCGGGCUUUCAACUGGGCAUCACAGGGUCAUCGGACCUAAUCUCUCCUGGUCCUUCCGCCCGGAACUCUACAGUUCCCGCCGACCUUGACCGGGAACGCUCCCUGGGUGUUCCGCCGCCCACUGCCUCGUCUACUGUCUCCGUUGUCAGGUCACCCGCUACCGGAAAAUGCAAACAUUCCCCCUCUUCAUCGAGUUCUUCGAAAUCUAAGAAGAGACACUGCUUCGAUCAGGGGCCUAAUUCUGAGCAGUGGAUGUCGGCCUUUCUAUCCAUUAAUGAAGCCCUGACUUCUAUCGCUUGUCGUCUAGACGACAGACCACCACCAGCCCCCACCGCUCCGGACCCGUUCCUGGCAGACCAGACCCUUCCACCUCCUUCGGCUGCAAGUCAAUAUGACACGGGACAGGGUUUUACACCGGACUCGCAACAGCAGGGCGUUUCUGAGCCGUCAGAGCGGGCCGUCUUCAAUGAGGGCACCCGCGCCUUGGAGCGAGUUACGGCUCUGUCUCCAACUGCACAACCAGCAUUUUCUUCGGAUGAGGAUGAAGUUGGCUCUGUCGACACCCUCGCUCUGUUUGAAGGCCACCUUCAGCUCCUUCAGCAGGACAUGAUUCAAGUGCUCGGCCUGCCAUCAGCCAUUCCGCUCGAAGAGGACGCUAGCCACGGCUUGUUCAAAUGCCAUACGGCUUGA